AUGCCUCUGAAGACUCUUUUCACUACCCGUCUCCUCCUGGCGAUUACUUCUUCAAAAAUUCUACUACGGGCCCUGAGGACGGAGAGGAGAGGACUGCAAACCCUCUGCCGGCCAACUCGAUCUCUUGAGAGAAGAAGUGUUAUGAAUUCUCCUGAUCCCCUCCCUCAAGAAGACAAGGUUCGGAACAAGGGCUGGCCAGGAGCACGCCCCGGGAGACGGCGGGCGCCUCCCCGCGGCCUCGGCGCACGUGCCUGGGCUAGGGCCAGAGCUAGUGGCCGCGCCGUAGUAGCUGGGCGGGUGGGAGCGGCUGGCUCCGGGCCGCGGCCGCCGCCCGCCCGCCGGCUCCGGUGGUUGGGCGGAGGAAGCGCGGGACUCCUCCUCCCCACCGUAUUAACAUGCACCCAGGGGCGGGUGACCAGCCCAGCCUCGCCGCCCCAGCCCGCAGCGUCCCGGCGCUCAGCCUCCGCGCCAGAGGCGAGCGCUGCGCUCCCGGCGCCGCAAUCCCGAGGACACGGCCUCGCCGACACCUCCAGCUCCGGGGACUCGGCAGCAUCAGCGGCGGGAGCGGCCGCAGCCGCCUCGGCUUCUCUCUUGAGUCCUUCCCAUCACCUCGCUGAGAGCCUGUCCCGCCGCAGGGACACCUCUUUCGUCCUCCCUCCGAGGCUCGUGGUACAGACAGACGGACGCAGGCACAGAGGGCCGGACUGCGGGCAGCGGCAAGCACACAGUGAACGGUGCUCUCGAGCGCCACCUUCUCUGAUUACUACUCACACCUUUUCCUGGGAUACUUUCUUGAAAGGAUCAGCGAACAUCCAAUUUACUCAUAUAUCAUCCCAGAUUAAUGGAGUUGUUGCAGAGCAGAUUACGUUUGUCUCACUAAGACUGGAACAGUUGAGCAUCACAUACCAAGAGUGACAUCGGGUUAAAUAAACUGCAAAGUUUGAAUCUUUUCCUGCC
This is a messenger RNA of Equus quagga, 957 nucleotides long. RefSeq lists its product as uncharacterized. The record is from RefSeq and is a predicted model, not a curated record. NCBI's taxonomy places the organism in Eukaryota, Metazoa, Chordata, Mammalia, Perissodactyla, Equidae. The transcript is spliced from 5 exons. The coding region runs from base 1 to 915 and encodes 304 amino acids.